ACCAAGACUAUUUCGGUCCGCCAUCUUCAACCGUCGAUUGUCGCUGCUAGAGUCCCUUCUGCCGUCUCUACGCGAGCCAGAACCAACAGAUUCGCCCCCAAUCAUGCCGGUGAGAAAACAAGAUGCACACCGCGCUCUCGAGCUCCUCGAAGACUACCACUCUAAACUGACUCGCCCGGAUGACCGGCCACUUCGCACCGCCAUCGAGAGAGUCAUCAGAAUAUUUCGCAGCCGCCUCUUCCAGGCUCUUCUCGAUAUCCAGGAAUUUUAUGAGGACACUCUACUGGAUGGCACCAAAUCGGUCGACCAGAAGACACAGGAAACGAUGGAUAUGGCUACAGCCUGGGAGAAGCAGUCACCGAUGCCUUACAGGAAGGUGACCAAGAAGGAUGGCGAACAGGAGGCCGAGAAAGAGCCUACACCACCACCACCUCCACCUCCAGUCGAAGCUUUAAUGGAAGAGGCUUCUGCUGUUGCUAUGGUCGAGACUGUUGAAUCGUUGCCCUUGCCGCCUCCUGAUCCAGAGAUUCUAAACCAGCUUGAUGAACCGAAGACUGUGACUAAUGCCGUUGAUCAAACUGAUGCUGGCCAAGAAAGUUGGCAAUGGGAGCAAGAGACAAUUAUCUUGGAGAAGGGAACACAAGCACUCGGAUUCAGCAUUGCAGGAGGACUGGAUCACCCUCAAGCCGAGGAAGACUACGGUCUAUAUGUGACGAAAGUCAUGGAUAAAGGAGCUGCAGCAGACGAUGGCAGACUAAAGACCGGCGAUUGCAUUCUGAGCGUCAACGGUGUCGUUCUCGACAAGGUGAUGCAUCAGGACGCCGUCGACACGCUCCGCAAUGCAGGAACGACAGUAACUCUAGUCAUUAGACGUAAGGUACCUCUGGCCGCUAGUGCCCCCGUUAGUUCCAAAGUAGAAGAGCCAAUAGAGAUUGUGUUGGUUAAAGGUGGAAAGGGUCUCGGUUUUAGCAUUGCUGGUGGCACCGAUAAUCAACACAUCAGCGGAGAUGAUGGGAUAUUUGUGACGAAGAUUAUCGAGGGCGGAGCCGCCUCGGUCGACAAGCGCCUCGCAGUCGGUGAUUGUAUUCUAAGUGUGAAUGAAAAGUCUCUGGUGGAUGUGACACACGAUUACGCCGUUUCGGUCCUAAAAGCGACUCAACAGACGGUGAAAUUAGUGAUCACCAAGACUUCAUUGUUGCCGCCUGAAAAAGAAAAGCCAGUCAAGAGAUCAAAAGCACCUCCGCAUGCCAAGUCUCCUCCGGUUAGUGCGAUGCCGGCCGUUGGGCUUGCAAUGAUUCCACCGGAACCGAAGCAGGUGUCGCCGCACGGUGGUGUGAGGGAACCACGAGACGUCGCACUGAGUAAAGGUCACCAAGGACUCGGCUUUAACAUUGUCGGCGGCGAGGACGGCGAAGGAAUCUUUAUAUCGUUUAUAUUGGCCGGCGGUGCUGCUGAUCGAAGUGGCCAGUUGAAGCGAGGAGAUCAAAUACUUUCUGUCAACAGUAAAGAUUUGAGAAUUGCGACGCACGAAGACGCCGCUGCUGCAUUAAAGGGUUCGGGUGCGACUGUGCAUAUGAGGGUUCAAUACAACCCUGAAGAGUAUGCCAACUUUGAAGCGAAGAUCAACGAUAUGAAAGAGCGUGCACAAGGUGCCGGUACGGCAGCCGGAUCAUUGCGAACAUCGGCCAAGAAAGAACUCUUUGUGAGAGCACUCUUUGAUUACGACAAGAACAAAGACUCAGGACUUCCCAGCUCAGGCCUCAGCUUUAGACACGGUGACAUUCUUCACGUGACGAACGCUAGUGACGAUGAGUGGUGGCAAGCGAGACGAAUCACGGCUGAAGGAAUAGAAGAAGGUCAAGGCGUCAUCCCGAGCAAGAAGAGGGUCGAAAGGAAAGAGAGAUCGAGGCAAAAGAGUGUCAAGUUCUCAAAGUCCGUGAACAAGGACGACAAGAAGGGCGGUAACGGCGGACGAAGGAGGAGCUUUAAUCUGUCGAAGCGAAUACCAUUUUUCAGGAAGAAGGAAAAGGCACCGAGCGAAGAGAAACUCGAAGAGGCCGUACUAUCGUACGAUGAAGUGACUCAGGAAGAGAUCAGUUAUGCGAGGCCGGUGAUUAUUUUGGGUCCGCCGAAGGAUCGGAUCAACGACGAUUUGAUUCAAGAGUUUCCCGAACGCUUUGGCAGCUGCGUGCCUCAUACGACUCGAGGUGCUCGUGAGUACGAGGUCGACGGUCGAGAUUAUCACUUUGUGGAGUCGCGCGAGCAAAUGGAACGCGACAUUCAGAAUCACAAGUUUAUCGAGGCAGGACAGUACAAUGAUAAUUUGUAUGGCACUAGCGUUGCCGCCGUGAGAGAAGUAGCCGAGAAGGGCAAACAUUGUAUACUGGAUGUCAGCGGGUAUGCGAUCAAACGACUAGAAGUCGCCGCUCUCCAACCUAUUGCGGUGUUUGUUCGACCGAAGUCGGUUGAUUCGAUCAAGGACAUGAAUAAACGAACUCGGGACGACGAAGCCGAGAAAAUGUUCGAGAGAGCCGCCAAACUCGAACAAGAAUUUGCCGAGUAUUUCACAGCGAUUGUAACCGGUGACACAUACGAGGAGAUAUACUUGCAGAUCAAGCGGAUCAUUCACCAAAACUCUGGCCCACUCAUCUGGGUGCCCGUUCGAGAUUCCAAAGACCUCGACUGAUUGUCCCAAGUCAGAACUCGAUGGACGUGCCAGUUUGACAUUAGCAGGUGAUUUGCAUAUGUGGUAUUACUAAAUUGGUUGAGGGUAGGGGACGAGUUGAUUUUGUGGUGCAAGUUUUUUUGCUGUAGCUGUAGCUCAAACGUGCACUAAUAGACUGUUUAACCUUGA
This is a messenger RNA of Corticium candelabrum, 2854 nucleotides long. RefSeq names its product disks large homolog 1-like. Gene Ontology annotation, cellular component: neuromuscular junction; postsynaptic density membrane; neuron projection. Gene Ontology annotation, biological process: receptor localization to synapse; receptor clustering; cell-cell adhesion. The record is from RefSeq and is a predicted model, not a curated record. The transcript has 21 exons. Lineage: Eukaryota; Metazoa; Porifera; Homoscleromorpha; Homosclerophorida; Plakinidae. Bases 104 to 2686 code for a protein of 860 amino acids. Gene Ontology annotation, molecular function: protein binding.